Vigna angularis (adzuki bean) is the source of this 1050-nucleotide messenger RNA. RefSeq lists its product as uncharacterized. Lineage: Eukaryota; Viridiplantae; Streptophyta; Magnoliopsida; Fabales; Fabaceae. The record is from RefSeq and is a predicted model, not a curated record. Bases 266 to 853 code for a protein of 195 amino acids. The transcript has 2 exons.
GUCGAUGGUAUUUGCUUAUUUGCUGAAGUAAAAUGUCCAUGUGAUAUAGAAAGAUAAUUUUUAUCUAUUUCAACGGUAAUAUGAAUAUGGUCACCAGGCAAGAGAGGCAAGUAUCUACACUUUUCUCUCUACCUUUACAGGAGAUGCAUCUUCACUCUGAAGUGAUUGGUGAGAAGUUGAAGCUUCUUCCUCUUUCAGCAAAGCCCAGUCUAGCUAUUGGAAGGUUCUCUUUUUGUAGAUUCAUUCUGCUGAUUUUCCCAUUACAAUGGGUGCUAAACUCUGUAUUAUCUGUUACGAAAAUAGCAAAGCAUGCCCCAGAGAUGGCAGUGAUUUCAAGAAUGAGAGAAAGCAAAGAGGGUUUUGCAGGAUCUUGAAAAGAAUGGAGGUGGAGAGAGAUGAGAAGAAGGUUCGAAAUCUGACUCUAGAAGAUUGGAUAAUAGCUUCUCCUGGUCUGAAGCCAGGCGAAGGGUCUUUUUCUUCUAAGAAUUUUCAGAAAAAGGUUCAUCCUUGUGUGAGUCAACGCAGAGGAUCAUUGUUAACUGAAACCAAAGACAGUUUAUGCUUGGACAGACCCAUGAAGCAUGAUGAAGAAGGUGGAGAAAUGUUAAGCUCGACAUCCUUAAAUGUGAAAUCAGAGAGAAGAGUGAGGUUUAAGCUGCCUCAUACUGUCAUAUAUUACUCACUAGAUGAGCCUUGUUCGCCAGAAGAGACUUAUUAUAGCAGUCAAAUUGAUGAAGGGUCGUUUUAUUCAUCAAUCUGCAGAGAAUACUCAUUCAACUCUUCUGCUGAAGAACCCUUUCUCAGACUCGCAGUGGAUAUUCUUCCUCUUGUCUCAGUCUCUUCCAAAAUUUAAAUAAGUUCUUCAAGGAAAAAAAUGGAAUACACAUACUCAUUAGUCACUUUCUCACAAGGGAUGAAUUAAUGGCACAAUUUCUUUCUUUUUUGUUGAGAGUGAAAUAAUUUUGUCCAUUUAUUCAAGUAAUGGUGUGUGUAAUGAAUUUUAAGAACAUGUUUUUAAGUGUGGUACAGUUCCCCUUAUUAUGUUUUAGU